UGCAAUUCUCCUUUCUCAUCUCUAUCGACACUCCGACCUUCUAACCAUUGGUCCGGAACCGAACACAAUCACUCAAUCUCAUGUAGCUCUUCAUGAAACCCCAGCUUCUCACAGUCUAAUUUUCCUAACCGUACUGAAUCCCUACCCCGCUGCUAAAACCAACCUCCACCGCCUACGUAUUGACAUUUCCCUCCCUGGGGAUAUCAACCGUUCCGAUGCCCAAACUAAGCACCAUCAUCUAUUACCUUUUCCAUAUCCCGGAAUUGAGAGCAAUAAUUCAAUGGAAAAUAUGGCACGAUGCACCUCAUGAGCGCGAUCCUGACAAGGAAUCGGAAUCACUUCGCCAAUGCUUCUACUACCUCGACAAGACGAGCCGCAGUUUCGCAGCUGUCAUCAAAGAGCUCAAUCCCGAGCUGCUCUCCCCGAUUUGUCUCUUCUACUUGAUCUUGCGUGGGCUGGACACGAUUGAGGAUGAUAUGACCAUUGCGCUCUCGGAGAAAGAGCCCUUGUUACGCGACUUCGAUAGCAUUCUAGAGAAGGAUGGUUGGUCGUAUGACGGAAACCAUGCGAAGGAGAAGGAUAGAGAACUACUGGUUAACUUCCACGUGGUCAUCACUGAGUUCAAGAACAUCAAACCCACAUACCGAUCCAUCAUCAAGGACAUCACCAAAAAGAUGGGCAAUGGUAUGGCCGACUAUGCCAACAACGCCGAACACAACAUCAAUGGGGUGAAUACGGUCAAAGAAUACGAGCUCUACUGCCAUUACGUCGCCGGCUUGGUUGGUGAAGGGCUGACGAGGCUCUUCGUGGAAAGCAAACUCGCCAAUCCCGCCCUGUUAGAGCGAGCACCAUUGCAAGAGUCGAUGGGCCAGUUUCUGCAGCAGACCAACAUUAUCCGAGACAUCCGGGAGGACUGGGAUGAUAAACGCCGCUUUUGGCCGAAGGAGAUCUGGUCCAAGCACGUUGCCAACUUCGAGGACCUUUUCAAACCCGAGCAUCAGGUGGCGGCUUUGAAUUGUAGCUCGGAGAUGAUUCUCCUUGCACUGGAGCGGGCGGACGAAUGCCUUUUGUACCUUGCCGGUCUUCGUGAACAGAGCGUGUUUAACUUCGCUGCCAUCCCCCAGGCAAUGGCCAUUGCCACGCUGGAACUUUGCUUCCGGAACCCCGACAUGUUCAAGCGUAACAUCAAGAUCACCAAGGGACAGGCAUGCCAAUUGAUGAUGGAAUCGACCCAGAACCUCCAAAUCCUCUAUGGGGCAUUUCGGGCGCAUGUCAGGAAAAUUCACACGAGGAAUGAUCCGAAAGAUCCCAACUUCUUGAAGAUCAGUGUUGCUUGCGGCAAGAUUGAGCAAUUCAUCGAGAACGUUUUCCCGUCACAAGUCCCCCAAGCCAAGGUUGGCGCUCUGGGAGGCAAGACGAUUACUGCCGAGGACGCAGCCAAGGCGAAAGCCGAUGCGGCCGAGGCGAGAUGGGACAGCAUCUACAUGCUCAGCGCUGUCUGCCUGACGUUAUUCCUGGUGACGGUUUUCAUGGUUGGUACUGCAUGGCUUUCGGGAGCGCGUUUCGACAUUGUCUUCAACGAUCUUUGGAACGGAAAGUUUUUCCCAAAAUCCUCGACUACCGUUUCGGCAAAACAGGAGUUAUAGAUUCUAUUCAACUGAACGAAGUAUAUGUCUAUGCGAAUUCCGUUGAGGUGCUGAACUAGCGUGGCACACAUGCAUUGAGUUGAUGACGUAUUUUCAGCGAGCCAAUCCCCCCUGGGGUAUAGAACAAGCACGGAUGUCAAAUUGCAAUCCAGCCCAUCAAUGGCUGUGGUUGUGCCGUAGAAGUGCUGAGAUGGAAUUGCAAUUACCUGGAGACGGGGCGGCUUGUCAAUUCUUCCUCACCGGUGGAAGGGUUGGUGAAGCGGCAUUGCAUACAUAUCAUACCGAUGGAUCGGUUCAGGUCGUAGACGUGAUGUUGCAUGGUCGAAGUAUACUUUGCUUCCGGUUGUGGUGGUACAGCUGAUGAGUUGAUGCUCUAUCGGUUGCAAUGAAAUACGAUUUUGAUUGACAUAGUUUUUAGACAACCAACUGUAUUAGAUAUCAACCAGUCUAGGGCUGGACACGAAUAAGGAUUUUGGCUAUUCGUAUUCGACUUUUCCCUG
Messenger RNA from Eremomyces bilateralis CBS 781.70, 2146 nucleotides. RefSeq names its product farnesyl-diphosphate farnesyltransferase. Gene Ontology annotation, biological process: ergosterol biosynthetic process; farnesyl diphosphate metabolic process. Lineage: Eukaryota; Fungi; Ascomycota; Dothideomycetes; Eremomycetales; Eremomycetaceae. Gene Ontology annotation, molecular function: squalene synthase [NAD(P)H] activity. The transcript has 4 exons. The record is from RefSeq and is a predicted model, not a curated record. Gene Ontology annotation, cellular component: endoplasmic reticulum membrane. The coding region runs from base 216 to 1646 and encodes 476 amino acids.